AUGGUCACUACUCGUAGUCAAGCACGCAAAAGAGCCGCCAUGGGACAUCAGCAGUCGACUGAAGAACCUACAAUGAGUUCCUCAGUCACGACCACACCCCGCCGUAGCGGCCGCAAACGAGUUAGUGGCAAGACUCCGAAAGCACAAACCAAAGGGAAGGCUUUCUCGACUGUAAAGUCACCUGCUUCGGUCAAGGGCAAGGGCAAAAAGAAGGCCGCUGGAGGCAAGAGCAUGCCCCGGCACCAAGUCGUAGUCAUGAUCUCGACACCCGCACGAUAUUCCAACCGAGGGCUACCCACCACUCCUAGAGCUCCACGAAAGUCUGAUGGAGGACCCGCAUUCAGAUCCAGCUUCCCCGACUCCCCCAUCGCUGCAACCGAUCCUUCGACUUCGUUGGAUGCACGAGUGGAAGGCUCGGAUAUGGAUAUGAUGGAUAGCACGAACGAUCGCUUCACGACACCUUCUCCCCAGACCCCACCUCAUGUCCGGUUCGACACUCGUAACCUCGUACUCAUCCCACCUCGUCACGACAGUAGCACUGGCGUGGCCGCAACGACGUCUUCGGGCGAUGCCAAUGCCAACGCUACCCCGUUCUCAACGAGAAGUACCCCUCGAUUCCUAAGUCCUCGAGAUAUCGCCGCCAGUAUCCCAGGGAACUGGGUCCGAUCCCCAGGUCAAUGCAGUCAGAGGCUUGUCGUCGUCCCUGAAGACCAAAGUCUUCGAGCACAGUAUGAGCGAGAAUUGCAAAGACAGUUGAGGUAUAAUGAGAUUUUUCAAGUGCAGUAUGAUGCCUUAAUUGGGGAUAGGGAGGAUUGCCAUAUGGUGUAUCGGGAAUUUUUGAGGAGUAGGGGGGAGUUGGUGGAUGAUGCGAUGGUAAUUUAG
Molecule: messenger RNA, 882 nt
Organism: Marasmius oreades (fairy-ring Marasmius)
Lineage: Eukaryota; Fungi; Basidiomycota; Agaricomycetes; Agaricales; Marasmiaceae
Exons: 1
Coding region: 1-882 (293 amino acids)
Source: RefSeq, a predicted model, not a curated record